AUGGAGAACAGCAGUGUGGGGAACCAAACUUUACCAACAUGGACCGACCACAGCAUCGAAUACAAAGUCAUCAGCGCGGUGUUGGUGUUUGUAAUAUGCGUUCUGGGAAUCAUCGGCAACACGAUGGUCAUCUUGGUGGUGCUCACCACAAAGCACAUGCGGACACCCACCAACUGUUACCUGGUGAGUCUGGCUGUGGCUGACCUCAUGGUAUUGACGGCAGCCGGUCUUCCAAACAUAGCGGACAGCAUCUACGGGUCCUGGGUGUUUGGUCACUACGGAUGUCUCUGUAUAACCUACUUUCAGUACCUCGGGAUCAACGCGUCCUCCUGUUCAAUUACUGCGUUCACCAUUGAGAGAUAUAUUGCAAUAUGUCAUCCGAUUAAAGCUCAGUUUCUGUGCACUUUAUCCAGAGCGAAAAAGAUAAUAUUGUUAGUGUGGGGGCUCACUUCGCUGUACUGCGUUUUAUGGUUGUAUCUGUCUGAUACGGUGGAGACGGUGUACAAGGAUGUAACCAUAAUAUCGUGCGCAUACAAGAUGAAAAGAAGCGUCUACAUGCCCAUAUACUUUUUUGACUUUGGCAUAUUUUUCGUCGUGCCCCUCACGCUCGCCACUAUCCUGUAUGGACUCAUUGCGCGAAUUCUCUUCUUGAACCCACUGACUUGUGAAAAAAACGCAAACAGAAAAAGCAAUGUCGGAAAGGGAAAUACGGUGGUUAACCUGAAAAAGUCCAGCCACUGUUCCAACACUACUGCCACUUCCAGGAGACAGGUUACUAAAAUGCUGGCGGUAGUGGUGAUCCUCUUUGCCCUACUCUGGAUGCCUUAUCGCACCUUGGUUGUGGUGAACUCCCUCCUGGAGCAAGCCUACCUGGACACCUGGUUUCUGCUCUUUUGCCGCAGCUGCAUCUACCUAAACAGUGCCGUCAAUCCGGUCAUCUACAAUGCCAUGUCUCAGAAGUUUCGCGCGGCGUUCCGCAAGCUUUGCCUGUGCGGACGCAGGAGUUCGGCCACCAAGGGGGCGUACAGCGUGGCGUUGACCUACAGCGCCGGGAAGGAGACCUCUAUGGUGGAGAGCACCGAGCACUACACCACCGAACUGGACGAGUUGACAGCCACAGAGGAACUACUUGCCGAAAAGAAAACGCUCUAUCCAGAGGACUGUACUUUGGCGAAAAUGACUUUUAACACAAAUUCGGCAUAG
Messenger RNA from Sardina pilchardus (European sardine), 1203 nucleotides. It is a transcript of the gene trhrb, whose product is annotated as thyrotropin-releasing hormone receptor b. Gene Ontology annotation, biological process: phospholipase C-activating G protein-coupled receptor signaling pathway. The record is from RefSeq and is a predicted model, not a curated record. NCBI's taxonomy places the organism in Eukaryota, Metazoa, Chordata, Actinopteri, Clupeiformes, Clupeidae. Bases 1 to 1203 code for a protein of 400 amino acids. Gene Ontology annotation, cellular component: membrane. The transcript has 2 exons. Gene Ontology annotation, molecular function: thyrotropin-releasing hormone receptor activity.